UACCCUUGAACGUACCACCCCAGACAGGAGGGGUGCCACCCCAGUGAUGCCUUCAGACCUUUUUUCUGUGGCUGUGUGUCUUAUUUCUGUUUUUUUGUACUUCAACUGAUAGAAAAUCGACUCAGACAAAGGAGCGCUUCAAGUACUUAUCGUGCUAUUAAUCUAAUAAUAUUAACCUGAGGAAUAUAAUGGAAUACAACCCGUUUUUGUUUAUUGAUCGUCUGUUCUUGAUAGGCUAUCACUGCCGGUCAUAAUGUGCAUAAAACAAAUGAAAGUCUUGUAAAUGUGGUGCCUGUUUGCCUCCUGCCCCUAUGUUUUUCCAAUGUUGCCCCCCUGCUCUGGAUUCGGCAAGCAUCUGUAGGAGCAACCAGAAGAUCAACCGCGUGCUGUUUGAAUCCCCCAAUCAGGCAGGCGUUGACAGGAGCAGACCAAUGCAGUGAUAGAGGGAUGUGAGGGCCUCGUGUUUUCAGUAUAAUGUACACCGCCCUCCCAUUCCCAUCCCCACCCCUCCGUCAGCUGUCAAUUCUGCUCCACCGCGAUCAAUCAGCUAUUUGUCAGAGGCUGUCAAUCCUCCUGUUGAUUUAUGUCAGCUCUCGUAGCUGAUUACAGGCCGCGGGUGACUGAGGAAAGGGCACCCGGGGAAGAGGCACCUUGGUAUAGAGGCACUUCAUAUGAGGGCCGCUGUGCUGCUUUAUUCUCUCGGGAAAGUGCUGAUGUAGGACGGCCACAUGUGGAAACCUGUACUGGGAAGGUGUCCUACAUUGGACAAGACUGUGAGGCCAUUCCAGAGUUCCUUGCAGUAAAAUAUGGGAGCAUUGCAAGGCGACUAGAUCUCAGCUUCAACCGACUGAGGUCACUGACAGGCCUGAAAGCAUUCACCCAACUGGAAGAGCUGAUUGUGGACAACAAUCUUCUCGGAAAUGACCUCCGGUUGCCCAGGUUACCGCAGCUCCAUACUCUAACACUCAAUAAGAACCAACUCACCGACAUCGAAGACCUUCUAGAGCAUUUGCAGGAAGUGACGCCAGCACUGGAGUAUCUGAGCCUGCUGGGAAACGAGGCCUGUCCCAACCAGCUGGUCAGCCUGGAUAAAGAUGAGGAUGACUACCAGAGAUACAGGUACUUUGUACUGCAUAAGCUGAAGAAUCUGAAGUUUCUGGACAGCAGGAGAGUGACCCAGAGGGAGCAACAGGAGGCAGAGGCCCGCGGAGAGUUCAUGAAGGUGGUCAAGCCCAAAACUGAGCAGGAUCCCAGUGAUGUCAGAGCAGAAGUCACCUCACCACCUUACACUCCUCUACCAAAAGGAUCCAGAGAUGCCAAAAACCACAAAGGGGUGUUUGCCAAGUGCCGCUAUGUCUACUAUGGCAAGCAUUCAGAGGGCAAUCGCUUUAUCCGCAAUGACCAACUCUGACAGACAGAGAGACAGACAGACAGUUGGAUGGACAGGCUGGUGGACGAGCAUGCAAGGGGGGCAUUAUAAAGAUAUCCUCCUGCGUGUCUUUAUAAAUAUACAUAUUGCCGCAUGCAUUUUAAGCAGCCAAACACAGCCCUGUAGUGCAUUCUGCUGAGUGUGCCAUCGCUGCCAUCUCACAUCGUUCUCUCUCUGGCUGAGCACUGCCAUUCACACUGACAUGAUUGCCUUUAAGCAGCUCUACCCCUCUGCACUCACACACACACACUUACAUACGCUUACACACACCACACGCAUACACACACACCAAGCCAAGCGCCUGUGCUGACAGCCGAUGUUCCAUGAUGGAUUGCCUCAUCCAGCCGCUGUUCUCCUCAGGUCAAAGGUCACACCUGAGGCUGCAGCGGGCCCACAUGGACACACAGGAUGAGCCGCCCUCAAAGUCAAAGCUAAAGUUAAACACACAGAGAGACACUAUUCAUUCCAUCUGUUCAUUCUCACUUUGUGUUCAGAAAGCAAGUGGACAAAUAACAGAGUUAAGUAUGAACUGUCACUGACGAACCUCGCAUCUCCAAAAAACUUCACAGGAGAAAGAAGUGUUCUUCAGUUUAAUGUAUGUUUUAUUCCAAGUAGUUUUGGACCUUUUGUGUGUCAUUGUACUCCUCAUGAUACAUUCAGUGUAAGUCAAUGUAAAGGGCAGCUGGUGUUUUUUUAACAGUAUAAAGAAAAUAAAACUGAACAAAAUGCAGUUGCGAGGUUUUGAUACGACAGUGACAGUAUAUAUAUAAUUUUUUUUUUUUUUUUUUUGUAAUUUUAGUCAACUUUUCACUCAGGAAACAUUGUGUGAGAAUGUUUUGAACUGCUUUUUGUCACUUAAUGAUAAUCACUAUUGAGAUUAUAGUAAUAUUGUUUAGAAUAAUUAUUCAAAUAAUUUGCUCUUAGAAAGUUGAACUUUUUCUGAUAGAAAGCACUUGAUGAACAUGUUGAGCAGUGUAUUUGCUCAAAGUAUUUUUUACUUUUUUUUUUUAAAUUGACGAGUGAGGGGCAUUUUGCAGGCUCCUUGUACUGAGGCCUCUUGUAUGCUUCUGUGUAUGUGUGGUGAUGUUAAGCAUGUGUGUGUGUUUGUGUGUUGCGUGAAGCUGGUGUGUUGCGGGGGCAGAUGUUGCUGUGCAGGAGCCUGGAGGAGCAGGGAAAGUGGGAGGUAAUGAGCUUUGCUCUCAUUGCUUGGGUGUAGGAGAGGAGAGAGAGAGAGAGAGACAGAGAGAGAGAGAGAGACAGAGAGAGAGAGACAGAGAGAGAGAGAGCAGGACUGCAGGGAGGGGGAAGAGAAGUCAACAACUUUCUCCAAUCCACUUCUGAUUGCCUCCUCAUGUGGGUUUUGGACCUAUUCACACCAUUUUAAUGACUUGCUCUCUAACUUUUGCUCAUGGAAAAUAAAAAAGUCUAUAACAGCUUGUGCUGUGUUUCAGAAGUGAUGGCCAAAACAUUUGGUGGAAGGUUUCACACAUCAAGUACAUUAGAUACAGUAUGCUUGAGAAAUGUUUUAUAUUCAAUAUUUUCUUCAUGUUUUACUUUGAAUGCUUCAUUGUUUUUCUUUUUGAAUGUUGUAUUUUCGAUUUUAAACGAUGAACUCUGCACCAAAGCAAGACGUAAUGGUAAAUUUCACCAGGGUAACCAAAGAUCUAAGCAUGCUAAAUGUAUUAAGUUGCCUUAAUGUACACUAAAUUAUACUUAGUCAUGUCAAUGAUUUAUCCACUAAACACACUUUUGUUCUGUUCUAAUUUAGGAGAGGUGUAGUCUUAGGUUUUUUUCUACAGAGAUGUGCAUUUCUAAGCAUUUUAGAUUGCAGUCAAAGAUAAUCUAUUCAUUAACAUUAUUGAGCAGAGCAUUCAUUAUUCAAAUUAAAUUACAUUAUCCAAAAAAACAGUAUUGUAAUUGUUUUAUUGGUAGUAUGUGAAACAGUCUUUAUAUAGUUGAUUUACAUAA
Messenger RNA from Pygocentrus nattereri (red-bellied piranha), 3397 nucleotides. RefSeq names its product leucine rich melanocyte differentiation associated (gene lrmda). Gene Ontology annotation, biological process: melanocyte differentiation. Bases 584 to 1411 code for a protein of 275 amino acids. The record is from RefSeq and is a predicted model, not a curated record. Lineage: Eukaryota; Metazoa; Chordata; Actinopteri; Characiformes; Serrasalmidae. The transcript is spliced from 7 exons. Gene Ontology annotation, molecular function: protein binding.